AUGGCCAAUACACUGUCGAAAUGCUUGCUGGGAUACCUGUCAUGGCGGCGUCCUGUGAAGGGUUGAAAUGGAUGUUUGAUAUCGCUGAACGUGUAAUGCAAAUGGGAUUGAAAACCACAUUAACAAUGUGGUGAAACGGGGUAGCCUAAAUCACAAGCACUGAAAUGAAUCGGGCGACCUCCCUGAUAAGGAGGGUGAGACUGAUAACCCAUACCGACCCUACACUGGUUGCAAACUACCUCCCUUUCCCUAUCUUUGCUCCAGCUUGGACCCCUGCACCUCCACUGACCUGCCACCAUGCCAGAUUCCUUGCUACUAAGCAGGGUAAAGGCCAUAGUAAAGUUCAGAAAGUCAAACCGAAGCAGGACAAACAGGAAGUAGAAAUAAAGCAGAAGAUGACAGUGUCUGCACUGGCUCAAGCUAUGAACAAAGACUUUGAUCAUGUCUUUGAGGCUCUGCUCAACACCUCAGUGGACCUGGAUUCCCUAGAGCCCCACUCUGUUCUGGAGGAGCAGUGGAUCAAGGAGGUUGUGAAGAGGUCUGGGAUGAAGUUCAAGUGGGCCAAGCUGGUGGAGUCCAAAGAGCGUGAGAACAAAGACACUCAGAGAAGAGAUCCACCAGAUCCGGCCGUCCUGGUGUCUCGUCCUCCUGUCGUCACCAUAAUGGGCCACGUAGAUCACGGAAAGACCACUCUGUUGGACAGCCUUAGGAAGAGCCAGGUGGCUGCGGGGGAAGCAGGGGGCAUCACCCAGCACAUUGGGGCCUUCCUGGUUCAACUUCCUUCGGGGGAAAAGAUCACCUUCUUGGACACCCCAGGGCACGCAGCCUUCUCCGCCAUGAGGGCCCGUGGAGCUUUGGCCACAGACAUUGUCAUCCUGGUUGUUGCUGCAGAUGACGGAGUCAUGAAGCAGACGAUUGAAUCCAUCCUACAUGCCAAAAAAGCCCAAGUGCCAAUCAUUGUGGCAGUGAACAAGUGUGACAAGCAUCAAGCUGACCCAGCGCGUGUGAAGCAGGAACUACUAUCCCAUGAUGUGGUAUGCGAGGAGUAUGGAGGAGAAGUUCAGGCUAUCCACGUUUCUGCCCUGAAGGGGGACAAUCUGCUGGAGCUGGCAGAGGCCACGGUGACCCUGGCGGAGGUGAUGGAGCUGAAGGGUGACCCGACAGGCCUAGUGGAGGGCACCAUUAUCGAGAGCCGCUCGGAUAAGGGCAAGGGGCCAGUUACGACAGCAAUUGUCCAGCGAGGCACGUUAAAAAAGGGCUGCACUUUGGUUGCGGGGAAGACAUGGGCCAAGGUGCGCUUCUUGUUUGACGAGAACAACUGCACAGUGAAGGAAGCUGGGCCGAGCACUGCUGUGGAGAUAGUGGGGUGGAAGGAGCUCCCCUCUGCCGGCGAGGAGAUCCUGGAAGUAGAGUCUGAGAAAAGAGCAAGGGAGGUGGUGGACUGGCGGUGCUACCAGGAGGAACAGGACAAACUGAAGGAGGACAUGCAAGCCAUUGAGGUAAAGCAACGGGAGCACCAUGAGAGCUAUAAGAAGGAGCGAGAGCCCCUGGCCCACCUCAGCUGGAGGCAAAGGAAGUCUGCUCUGUACAAGGCCAACAAAAAGCUCAUGGCCAUGCGGCCCAGCGAGAAGUUGGAGUCCCAAGAGCUCUCCCUACCACUCAUUGUCAAAGGUGAUGUGGAUGGCUCUGUCGAGGCUAUCCUGAACAUCUUGGAGAGCUACGAUGCGCAUCACCAGUGCCAGAUGGAGGUGGUCCACUUUGGCAUCGGAGAUGUUUCCGAGAACGAUCUCAACCUGGCCGAGACCUUCUCAGGCACCAUAUACGGCUUCAAUGUGGGUGUCAAUAAGUCCAUUCAGCAGAUGGCCACUAAGAAAGGCAUCAUGCUAAAGAUGCACAAAGUUAUCUACAAACUCAUCGACGACCUAAAGGACGAGCUGAGCAGUAAACUCCCUCCGUCUGUGAAGGAGAAUGUGAUCGGGGAGGCAUCUGUCCUGGCCAUGUUUGACGUGACUGUUGGGAAGAAGAAAGUGCCUGUCGCCGGCUGUAGAGUUCAGAAGGGUCAGCUAGAUAGAAAGAUGAAGUUCCGACUGGUCCGAGACCGAGACGUCAUCUGGGAGGGCUCCUUGACAGCACUGAAGCACCACAAAGAUGAUGUCCAGAUGGUGAAGACUGGGAUGGAGUGUGGCCUCUCUGUGGAUCAGGACAUCGAGUUUAGACCUGGAGAUGAAGUAGUGUGCUACGAAGAGACUGAGACGAGGCAAACAAUUUCCUGGGAUCCAGGAUUUUAGGACAUGCUAUGGAUAUUGGCCUCAUCAGGUGAAAAAUCCAUGAUCUGAAUUGAUGGAGUAUUAUUUAUGCUAGAGACGGUUGAGCAUUCCAAGACUUCGCAUUUACAUGUAAAAUUGUGAAUGUCAUGACUAAUUGAAUUUGAGGUGUUGUACUGACUGCUCUGCUUGAUGUAAUAAAAUUGUUUCUAGUAAGAUUUUAUUUUUUUCAAGUGAUAUGAGCAUUCAGUACUUGUAUCUGUACCAGCUGUGACUUUAUUUGUGUUCUACAAUUGGACAGAUUUUCUUUGCUUUGGGCUCACUGAUUUUGAGUUAAUAUUCUAUAAGAGGAACAGGAGCUCAAGCAGUGGAAAAUUAGGUGCUGGUACUCAGCUCCAGUGAGCUCCUGCUCAAGUCAGGCACUGCAUAUACAGCACAUAAUUUUCCAAGAGACGAAGUGUAAAUACGUAUUACAAUUUAAAAAAUAAUGUGCAUAUCGUUUAAGGUAAUAAAUAUGCUGUUAUGUUGAAAAGUUAUGCACACACUACAUGUAGAAGGGCCUAACUCCACUCACAUCUCUCAGCUGUCUGUGCAUUGCCCUGAUAACUUUAGUUUCUGGCCAUUUUUUUUAGCUUCUUUAAAAAAUACACAACUGUAGUGUCCAAAUGGGCCAGCAUCCCUGUGGAACGCUCUACUUUGUAGAGUCUAUGCCCUGUUGAAUGCCCUGUUUCGCCCUUGUAAAAAAAAUAUUUAAAAAACGCAGCUCGUGAAACGCACACUAGGCACUCUGAUUAGACCAGCAAGCUGUCAAUCAACACAGGUCGGGUGAGCUAGCGAAGAGAUUGCCGAUUUGCUGUACAGCUAUAGGAUCGGGUGCAGCGCAAACUUCAAAUUGUAGGAAGAGGGGAUUGCCAUAAAUAAAUAUGCAGCUCCAGAAAUUGGUCCCGGCGGGAGCGCAGGACACUGCUAGUUUAGCCAGCUAGUCCUAAGGAGGACUCCGUGUCCGUCGCUCCCGCCUGUCAGGAACGGAUUUCUCCUGAACACAGCAGGCAGGAGCGACACUGUGUGCUAGCUAGUUAGUUUGCUAGCACAAAGUGUUGCCCCAGCCUCCCACCUGCUGUGCUAGCAUAAGGAGGGGAUGACCCAUAGACUGUGUUCUUCGCCCCCCUGUCUGUUGGGCACUGUUUUCCCACAUUUCUGUUAACGACGGUGAGGGCAGGUGGGAGCGAAGGACACUGUCUACCUGUAUCGCUCCUGCUAGCUAGCAAGAAUGACUGGUAGGUGGGGACGAAACAAUUCAGAUAAUACUUUUAUUGCCCGUUUCACCCACAUUCAAAAGCGUCACACAAGCAUGAUCCAAAGAUUAGGCAGAGACUCAUUUAAAGGAUAAUAGUUGGGCCAAAUUGAACCUCAAAAUGUCAUGGAUGAGGAGGACAAGAGAUCUCUUACCAUUAAAGGCCUGGCUGGAAAACAGACAGUCCCUCAGAGAUUUUUUAAUAAGGACUCUUACCUUAGUUGUGGCCGGAGGGAUGUCUGGGUCUUAGCCGAGUGAAAAGGGUCAAGAAGUAAGGUUGCUCUCAUCUGGGUCACGGCACCAAAUGUUGUUCACACUCAUAUUCGUCACGUGAAGGCUGAGCUUCUUCAACUUACUAAGAUAUUGCAUAAUUAGAAUGCUAUCUGAAAGCUGCUAAUAAAUUACCAUUCACCAUACUGUCAACACUCAUUAAAUGUGACCUCAACUGA
Oncorhynchus kisutch (coho salmon) is the source of this 4007-nucleotide messenger RNA. RefSeq names its product mitochondrial translational initiation factor 2 (gene mtif2). NCBI's taxonomy places the organism in Eukaryota, Metazoa, Chordata, Actinopteri, Salmoniformes, Salmonidae. Gene Ontology annotation, biological process: translational initiation. Gene Ontology annotation, molecular function: GTP binding; GTPase activity; translation initiation factor activity. The record is from RefSeq and is a predicted model, not a curated record. The coding region runs from base 165 to 2288 and encodes 707 amino acids. The transcript is spliced from 14 exons. Gene Ontology annotation, cellular component: cytoplasm.